Molecule: messenger RNA, 1533 nt
Organism: Mus musculus (house mouse)
Lineage: Eukaryota; Metazoa; Chordata; Mammalia; Rodentia; Muridae
Product: predicted gene, 53275
Exons: 4
Coding region: 1-1533 (510 amino acids)
Source: RefSeq, a predicted model, not a curated record
AUGAAGCAGCUCUGCGCUUUCACUAUUUCUUUGUUGUUUCUGAAGUUUUCUCUCAUCCUGUGCUGUUUGACUGAACCAAGUUGCUUUUGGAGAAUAAGGAAUAGUGAAGAUAGUGAUGGAGAUUUACAAAGGGAAUGUCAUUUUUACCUUUGGAAAACUGAUGAACCUAUUGAAGAUAGUUUUUAUAAUUAUGAUUUAAGUUUUAGAAUUGCAGCAAGUGAAUAUGAGUUUCUUCUCGUAAUGUUUUUUGCUAUCGAUGAGAUCAACAGGAAUCCUUAUCUUUUACCCAACAUAACUUUGAUGUUCUCCUUCAUUGGUGGAAACUGUCAGGAUUUAUUGAGAGUUAUGGACCAAGCAUAUACACAAAUAAAUGGACAUAUGAAUUUUGUUAAUUAUUUCUGUUAUUUAGAUGAUUCAUGUGCCAUAGGUCUUACAGGACCAUCAUGGAAAACUUCCUUAAAACUGGCAAUGCACUCUUCGAUGCCACUGGUUUUCUUUGGACCAUUUAAUCCUAACCUACGCGACCAUGACCGGCUGCCCCAUGUCCAUCAGGUAGCCCCCAAGGACACACAUUUGUCCCAUGGCAUGGUCUCCUUGAUGUUUCACUUUAGAUGGACUUGGAUAGGACUGGUCAUCUCAGAUGAUGACCAGGGUAUUCAGUUUCUCUCAGAUUUAAGAGAAGAAAGCCAAAGGCAUGGGAUCUGUUUAGCUUUUGUUAAUAUGAUCCCAGAAAACAUGCAGAUAUACAUGACAAGGGCUACAAUAUAUGAUAAACACAUUAUGACAUCUUCAGCAAAGGUUGUUAUCAUUUAUGGUGAAAUGAACUCUACUCUAGAAGCAAGCUUUAGAAGAUGGGAAGAGUUAGGUGCUCGGAGAAUCUGGAUCACAACCUCACAAUGGGAUGUCAUCACAAAUAAAAAAGACUUCACCCUUAAUCUCUUCCAUGGGAUCAUCACUUUUGAACAUCAUAGAUUUGAGAUUCCUAAAUUAAAUAAAUUCAUGCAAACAAUGAACACUGCCAAAUACCCAGUAGAUAUUUCUCAUACUAUAUUGGAGUGGAAUUAUUUUAAUUGUUCAAUAUCUAAGAACAGCAUUAGAAUGCAUCAUAUUACAUUCAACAACACCUUGGAAUGGACAUCACUGCACAACUAUGAUGUGGCGAUGAGUGAUGAAGGUUACAAUUUGUACAAUGCUGUUUAUGCUGUGGCCCACACCUACCAUGAAUACAUUUUUCAACAAGUAGAGUCUCAGAAAAAGGCAAAACCCAAAAGAUAUUUCACUGCUUGUCAGCAGGUGUCUUCCUUGAUGAAAACCAGGGUAUUUACGAACCCUGUUGGAGAACUGGUGAACAUGAAGCAUAGGGAAAAUCAGUGUACAGAGUAUGAUAUUUUCAUCAUUUGGAAUUUUCCACAAGGCCUUGGAUUAAAAGUGAAAAUAGGAAGCUAUUUACCUUGUUUUCCACAGAGACAAAAACUUCAUAUAUCUGAUGAUUUGGAAUGGGCCAAGGGAGGAACAUCAGUGGGUAUAUCAUAA